CUUUUUCAUACUUGGGUAGCCUGUGUAGUAUAUAGCCGUUGGGGCUUGAUUAUUGGAAUCCAAGAUGGAGGUCAACAGCGGAGCGGACAGAAUGGCACUCAAUUUUUAGCCCAUAACUCCACCUUUAGUCUUCUUACAAUGGCGCUUUUACAGUGGAGGAGGUUGAACUUUUUUGACAAGGAAGUUCUAAAAGACCCCCAGACAAAUCAAACGUAUUCGCGACUACAGGACAUAGAUAUUGCGGCAUGUUCAAGUGGGCGUGGACAAAUGGUGUUUGGAGAUACCAAUGGAAGCAUCCAUUUUGUUGACAGUGAGCUAAAUUUGACAUCUUUCAAAGCAUUUGAGAUCCGAGUCUCUCAUUUAUACCAACUCAAGCAGCAUAACAUCCUUGUCUCUAUUGGGGAGGAUGAGGCUGGUAUCAACCCCCUUGUCAGGGUUUGGAACUUAGAUAAGCCUGACAAACUUGGGAACCCUGUGUGCUGUCAAAUGCUGAGGGCAAUACCUGGUAACAAGCCUGUAGCGGUGUCAUGCCUUGCAGUCCUGGAGAAUCUGACACAGAUGGCAGUUGGCUUUGCAGAUGGCAGUGUUGUUGUUUAUAAAGGAGACAUCACCAGGGACAGGCAUAGCAAGCAAAGACUAAUCCACCAAGACAAGCAUCCAAUCACUGGCCUGGGCUAUCGUCAGACUGGAGCCAGCACAAUUCUUUUUGUUGUUACUCAAGAGACUCUCCUCUCCUAUAACCUGUCCUCCAAGGAUCACAGGGAGCUGCUAGACACGCAUGGCUGCUCUUUGAACUGUGCUGUUGUCAGUGACAUUUCGCAAGAGCAGCAGUUUGUUGUUGCCAGAAAUGAGGCUCUGUAUUUUUAUCAGCCAGAUGGUAGGGGACCUUGCUUAGCAUUUGAAGGUGACAAGCAGAUGAUCAGUUGGUUCCGUGGAUAUCUUGUCGUCGUUAGCAGAGACACUAAGUUACAAAUCACUGCGCCUGGAUCCACAGCCCCUCCAAGGGUAGCAAAUGUUGUUACAGUUUAUGACAUUCAAAACAAAUUCAUCGCAUUCACUGGAACUUUUCCUGGAGUGAUCGAAGUCUUGAGUGAAUGGGGAAAUCUUUAUGUCCUUACAAUGGAUAAGAAGAUAUUUCAACUUGAGGAAAAACCAACACAAACUAAACUUGAGAUCCUGUUCAAGAAAAAUCUUUAUGCAUUGGCCAUAAGCCUUGCACGAAGCCAGCAUUAUUCAGAGGGACUAAUUGACAUUUUCACACAAUAUGGCGACCACCUAUACAGCAAAGGAGACCAUGAUGGUGCUAUACAGGAGUACAUCAAAACUAUUGGCCAUUUGGAGCCCUCUUAUGUCAUACGAAAGUUUUUAGAUGCACAGCGUAUCCACAACCUCACCGCUUACCUACAGGCUCUUCACGAACAUGGUCUAGCAAACACGGACCACACAACCCUUUUACUUAACUGCUACACCAAGUUGAAGGAUGUCUCCAAGCUAGACGAAUUUAUCAUGUCUGAAAAAGAGCUCAAUUUUGACGUUGAAACCGCUAUAAAGGUGUGCAGACAGGCUGGUUACUUCAAGCAUGCUGUUAACCUCGCAAACAAAUUUGAGCAACAUGACUGGUACCUUAAAAUUCAACUUGAAGAUCUCCACGAUUACCAGAAAGCACUGGAAUACAUUGCACAACUCGACUUUUAUGAGGCUGAGAGUAACAUGAAGGCUUAUGGGAAAUGUCUCUUGAACAACGUCCCUAUUGAGGCUACCAACUUGUUGAAGAAGCUCUGUACAAGUUAUAAACCCAACCGAGUGGAAGUCACAGUUCCUAAUAAGGAAAUUUCAAGCCCUGUGACGUCAGGGCUGAUAAGCACCUUGCCAGGAAUGCUGGACCCUAUGGAGACAGAUAAGAAGACGCACAGGUCUCGCCCUGAGGAGUUCAUCCACAUAUUUGUACACCAGAAAGCGAAACUGAUCGAGUUCCUGGAACACAUGACACAGAUGUUCCCCAAGUCUUCCAGUUUGUUGUACAACACACUGCUGGAGCUGUACCUAAACAAUGCCGCCCACGAGACUGACGUUAAGGGGCAAGUCAUUCACGAGAAGAAAGCCCUCGAUUUGCUCAUGAACGUCGAGGCAAGGUAUGACCUGGACCACGCGAUGGUGCUGGCGCAGAUGCAUCACUUCAAAGCCGGUAUUUUAUUCUUGUACGAGAAGGCGAAGCUUUAUCAGCAGAUUCUACACUAUCACAUGGAGCAAAAUGACUACACAAACGUGAUAGACACGUGCAAGAAACACGGUGCCCAGGACCCCAGCCUCUGGGUGCAAGCGCUUUCUUACUUCGCACGUAAAGAAUCCAACUGCAAGGAUCAGAUUAUCGAAGUCUUGUCCCACAUCAACCGGGGCAAUCUGAUGUCACCUCUUCUAGUCCUUCAGACACUAGCCCACAAGUCAACAGCAACACUUGCAGUUGUCAAGGACUACAUCGUACGGCGGCUACAGCUGGAGGAUGAACUGAUUGCUAAGGAUGAAAGACUUAUUCGUCAGUACAGCGAGGAGACCGAGAAGAUGAGGCAGCAGAUCUCAGAGCUCAAAACAAGUGCUAAAGUAUUCAAUGGCUCCAAAUGUAACCUUUGCUCAAGGCCGCUCGACCUGCCCGCCGUUCACUUCCUCUGCCUUCACUCCUUCCACCAGCCGUGCUUCGAAGGAUACGCGGAAAAUGAUAACGAGUGUCCAAUAUGCACGCCGGAAAACAAAAAAGUGCUUGACAUCAUUCGUUCUCAAGAGCAAGCGAAGGACCUUCAUGAACAAUUCCAUCACCAGCUUGAGCGAGCUACUGACGGCUUUUCGGUGGUUGCUGAUUAUUUCGGGCGAGGAGUUUUUAACAAGGUAACCUUGGUAACGGAUACACAAUCACGUGACACACGCGUACUCAGCGCCCAAGAGCAGCGUGACAGGCUACUGCAGUAACGCAAUCCGGGUAUCGUCACGAUAAACAUAGAAUAGUUCAACAAUACAAUACAAUAAGGACAACAAGAAACAAGUAUGAUUUAUGUAUAGAAAAUUGCUGAGAUUUCCUCAUAGCAGGCUUUUUUCCCCGAUUACUUAUCAGAAUCUGAAAAGGUGUCUGAAUUUCGUGUAAAUCGCCAGUGCUUUAGGUUGGUGUUACACGGGAUAACUUGCAACAAAAACUUUUCGCGAUACAUUGUGUCGUAUCCAUUCUGACAUGCUGCCAAUCGAAUGUUACACGGAAUAACUUUCCAGAUAUUCGUCAUUCUGUGUUGCACAUUUUUUAAGCGUUGUUUUUUUAUGUUGCCGAUUGAAAUGAUGCGUGGAAAGCUGUGUUGCGCGACAUGUUACAUGGUCAAAAACUUUCCACGACACAAUGUAUCGCGAAAACUUUUUGUUGCACUUUCAGAAUUGCAAACGGUGAAAAAAAACGUUAACCGAAGAAGUACACCUUUUACUUUUGUUGUUAUUUUAGGGAAAGGGGCAUUAAUUUGCGCCAAAAGUUGUAUGGAUAAAGUGUAUUUUACUUCCAUAACUUUACACCAAGCAUCAUUAGCCUGACCUGGACCUUCAAGAAAAAUUUCUUAGGUCGGGCCCGUUUCGUAUAUCGCGUCGGGGACUGUUCGCGCGCCGCGAGGUAGUUUCUCGGAUUACGCAACGAAACUUGACCGGGUAUCUACGUAAACACGGAGAGCGCGUCGCAAAACAAGGCAAAAUUCGAACAAAUCAGAGGGGAGUUUCGUUGUUUGUCAUCUCUAAAUCAAUUUACCAAACAAUAUCUGUUCCCAACGCCCUUGGAACAGGAAUUAAUAUUCCUGUCCGGGCAUUUAGUAACACAGUCAAACAAUAAGUAGCGUUUAUUGACAAUUCGUUAUCCAAUAAAGAAAAUUCAUGAGUGCUAUUAACAUAA
This is a messenger RNA of Nematostella vectensis (starlet sea anemone), 3910 nucleotides long. RefSeq names its product vacuolar protein sorting-associated protein 11 homolog. Gene Ontology annotation, molecular function: protein binding; protein-macromolecule adaptor activity. The record is from RefSeq and is a predicted model, not a curated record. Gene Ontology annotation, cellular component: HOPS complex; endosome. The transcript is spliced from 37 exons. Lineage: Eukaryota; Metazoa; Cnidaria; Anthozoa; Actiniaria; Edwardsiidae. The coding region runs from base 139 to 2961 and encodes 940 amino acids. Gene Ontology annotation, biological process: vacuole organization; organelle fusion; intracellular protein transport.